AUGGUUUCAGACUUCGAAACCCGCCUUUUCAUUGAUGGCGAAUUCAGGCUUCCGCACUCGGGCAAGCAGUUCGACUUGUUCAAUCCCGCGACAUCCAAGCAAAUCGGCUCAGUGUACGAGGCAGGUGUCGAAGACGUGGACGAUGCAGUAGAAUCCGCCUCCCAGGCCUUUGAGACUUGGUCGGAAACCCCUGCCAGCGAGCGUGGUCAGUGGCUUCACCGCUUAGCAGACAAGCUCUCGGAGAACGUCGAAGAGAUGUCGCGCCUGGAGGCGCUCACUAUGGGCAGGCCCAUGCACAACGACUUCACCAUUCCCUGGGCCAUCGAGAUUCUACGGUAUUUUGCCAAUCGAGCCUCCGACAUCCAGGGCGAGACCUCACUGAGCGAUCCGUCACUGUUUGGGAUGACUGUUCGCCAGCCCUUUGGCGUAACCGCUGCCAUCAUCCCCUGGAACACGCCCAUCCUCAUGCUUAGCAUGAAAAUUGGCCCAGCACUGGCAGCGGGAAACACUAUGGUUCUCAAGACCUCCGAGAAAAGUCCUCUCUCAUGUUUGGUCGUCGCGAGGUGCAUGAAGGAGAUAGGCUUCCCCCGCGGUGUGCUCAGCAUCCUGAGUGGUUUCGGAAGACCCUGCGGCGAAGCUCUCGCCAAACACAUGGAUAUCCGGAAGCUGGCUUUCACCGGCUCCACAGCCACUGGAAAAGCGAUCAAAAAGGCUGCGGCGGAGAGUAAUUUGAAGAAUGUCACCCUGGAGUUGGGGGGCAAAUCGCCACUCAUCAUAUUUGAAGACGCCGACCUUGCCAAAGCGGCUGUAGACGCAGCAAAUAGUAUCAUGGUGGUGUCUGGACAGUCUUGCAUGGCGAGCUCAAGAGUAUAUGUGGAAGACAGCCGCGCACUGGACUUCAUAGAACUCGUCAAGAAGGAAAUUACUAAGAUCGGAGUGAGUGGUGACCCUCUCGCCAAGGGUACGCUCCGAGGCCCGCAAGCAGAUCACCUGCAGUACGAAAGAAUUCUCAGUUUCCUCGACGUAGCACGACAGGAGAAGCUGAAUGUGGUACUCGGCGGUGACAAAGAGAACAAGGCAGGGUAUUACAUUCAGCCUACGGUCAUUUUUGAAGCUCCCGACAACAGUCGUCUGAUCAAGGAAGAGAUUUUCGGCCCCGUGUUAUGUGUCUCUACCUUCACAGACGAGGCUGAUGUUCUCCGAAGGGCCAACGACACCGAGUACGGUCUCUACGCCAGCGUAUACACCAGGGACAUUGUGCGCGCCCUGAGGGUCGCGAAGAAGCUGCAAGCGGGCUCCGUGGGUAUCAACGUCACUAGUCCGACGACAUCGCUAGAUCUACCUUUUGGUGGUUGGAAGGAGAGUGGCGAGGGCCGAGAACUUGGAAAGCAUGCAUUGGAUAGCUGGACGGAACUCAAAACAAUUCUGAUAGGAUUGCCGGGCGAUUUAAAGGGUGCUCGUUAA
Cladophialophora yegresii CBS 114405 is the source of this 1464-nucleotide messenger RNA. RefSeq lists its product as uncharacterized. The transcript is spliced from 3 exons. The coding region runs from base 1 to 1464 and encodes 487 amino acids. The record is from RefSeq and is a predicted model, not a curated record. Gene Ontology annotation, molecular function: aldehyde dehydrogenase (NAD+) activity. NCBI's taxonomy places the organism in Eukaryota, Fungi, Ascomycota, Eurotiomycetes, Chaetothyriales, Herpotrichiellaceae.